Heterocephalus glaber (naked mole-rat) is the source of this 918-nucleotide messenger RNA. It is a transcript of the gene Fate1, whose product is annotated as fetal and adult testis expressed 1. Gene Ontology annotation, molecular function: ubiquitin protein ligase binding. Gene Ontology annotation, cellular component: endoplasmic reticulum; mitochondrial outer membrane; mitochondria-associated endoplasmic reticulum membrane contact site. Lineage: Eukaryota; Metazoa; Chordata; Mammalia; Rodentia; Bathyergidae. Gene Ontology annotation, biological process: negative regulation of apoptotic process; negative regulation of mitochondrial calcium ion concentration. The record is from RefSeq and is a predicted model, not a curated record.
GGAGGUGCCGAGUCCAAGGCCUGAGCCCUGAGAAUCUGGCUCCACCUCCAUGACUGGAUAUAUCUUCCUUGCGCUCCUACCCUGGAAGAGAUUGUGCGAGUGCCUCCUCUGCCUUGUGCAUCCUCAGCUGUCCCGUCCAACUGAGCAACUGGCAGUGAUGGCAGCAAGCCCUUCCAGCAUCGAGGAAGACAAUGAAAUGUGCAUCAACAAAGAACCGGCACCUGGAAGCCACAGGCAAGGCCAAGACCACCUGAUGAUAGUAGGAAGCUCUGUACAACUUUUGUGGCUGUUCCUGGGGUCUCUCUUCUUCUCUCCAGACAUACUGGAUCACGGACCUUGGUCGACGGGUGUUUCCCAGAGGGACCAGAAGGCGGGACCAAAGGUUGCUGUCUCCAUUAUAACCCAGUCACCUUGGAACAUGACUUCCUCCGGGGCCAGAAAAGCAGCGCACCAGUGGCAGGGGCCCAGGGUGUCUGGAGAACCAGGCCACGGUGAUGCCCAUUCCCAGGAGUGCCCUGGCAGCUUCCAAGGCUGUAAUGACCCCAAUCUGGGGCUGGAUCUGCUGGCAGAGCUUGGCCUGGAUGAGCUCAAUGGACUGGAGAUGGAAAUCAUGAGAAGACAGCUGCUUGUGAUCACUGAGCGUCUGUGUGCCCUUGAGGAUCGGGAUGCCACCUGGCGCUUUAAGGAGGCGGUAAUCUUCACCAUGAUGGUGUUGGCCUGCGUUGCCAACGUGUGGCUGUGGAUGCGCCAGUGAAGCCAUGGCCCCAAGGGAGAGGACAGGGCAGCCCGCCCACAGUGACACCAGCGGGCCUUCCAACCCAUCCCCUGCUUCGGUUUUGGCUUCCUCUUCCCGUUUGCUUCCAAGCUGUGCACAGGGCUCUGCACAGGCUCAAUAAAAGUUUGGUGACAGCCGUGAAA